Punica granatum (pomegranate) is the source of this 1483-nucleotide messenger RNA. NCBI's taxonomy places the organism in Eukaryota, Viridiplantae, Streptophyta, Magnoliopsida, Myrtales, Lythraceae. The record is from RefSeq and is a predicted model, not a curated record.
UUCUAGAUAUAGACGUCCACGUUAAUUUGCGCACUGUGUCAUAUCUCUUAUAUAUAGAUAUAAUUAAACGUGCGUGCUUCUGAUGUGGGCUCAUAAGAGAAAGCAACAGCAAACAAGUGCAGCCAUGGGAAUUGCAUGUGGAUCAAGCUGCAUAGUCAGAAUUCUACCCAUUCUCUUGCACAUGUUGAUGGUGUACUCGGUCCCCUGCGCAGAUGCCAAGAGCAUAACACGGCUGUUCAAAGGUCCGGAGCACCUCAAAAGUCCCCUCACGGAGAGAGUUGUAGUAGUGAAAGAGGGGGACUUCCUGCAGUCAUCAAAUACAGAACCUUACGGCGUCGGUUCACCAUUCACUUUGCCACCAUUUGAUUCGCUGCCACCAAAUCCACAGCCGGAUAGUAGCCCUCCCUUCUGUACAAAUCUACCAUCUACACCUCAAACUCCUUCCACCACCAUUCCAAGUCCCCCAGGAUCCACACCCACAGCGUUACCACCACCACCUCCGUUCUACUAUAUCCCAGUCCCACCAAUACUUCCCAUCCAGAGCCCACCUCCCAGCCCAACCAGCAUAAUUCCAGGCCCCCCAGAGUAUUUUCCCAGUCCAACUCCUCCGGAGAGCUUUCCCGGUCCAGCAAUCCCUGGAUCAGCUCCAAGUUCCCCAGUGAUAAGCAACAGCACGCCGCCUUCCUACGAGCCAAGCCCGAGCCCACCAGUGGCUAUACCUAGCCCACAUUAUUAUUAUUUUCCUGCACCUCCUGCUGGGGGGCUGAGACCGCCGAUAUUCCUUCCUCCUGUGAUAUAUCCAGCACCGGCAGUGCUGCCACCUCCAAAAACAGGUCCGAGCAUAGCAUUAUGGUGUGUCGCGAAGCCAUCAGUGCCUGACCCGAUCAUUCAGGAGGCCAUGAACUAUGCCUGCGGUUCUGGUGCCGAUUGCGCUUCGAUUCAGCCUGAUGGGUUGUGCUUUGAGCCGAACACCUUGUUUGCGCAUGCUUCCUAUGCUUUCAACAGUUACUGGCAGAGGACCAAAGUGGCUGGCGGCAGUUGCUCUUUCGGGGGUACGGCCAUGCUAGUUACAGUAGACCCGAGUUAUGACGGGUGCCAUUUUGUAUACUACUAGUGAGACCACUCUCGGCAAAGGCAAGGACUACGAGCACAGAUUACUUCUCCCCCUUGCUCAAUUUUUCGUGAAGAAUUUAACUAGAAAUACAUACAUGUAUUUGACAAUAAUAUGUGGGUUCACUCAAGUAAAUAUGGGCUUCCCAUCGAAUCUAAUAUUCAUUUUACAGAAAAUUUCCUUUUUUCUCUGCGUUUUAGAGUUGUGCUGGAUAAUAAGACAGCCGGCGAAUAUCAUCUGUAGAUAGUUACGGCAACAUAUAUUAAUUUUCUUGACGGUUGGGUCCUGACGUCAUCCCUAGCAUAUAAAUUGUGCUAAGCAUGAGCAAAAUUAAGCAACGUGAUCAACUAUAGAUAGUGAGGAACUUAGAGA